This is a messenger RNA of Brassica napus (rape), 2449 nucleotides long. Its product is annotated as F-box protein At5g07670-like. Lineage: Eukaryota; Viridiplantae; Streptophyta; Magnoliopsida; Brassicales; Brassicaceae. Gene Ontology annotation, cellular component: SCF ubiquitin ligase complex. The record is from RefSeq and is a predicted model, not a curated record. Gene Ontology annotation, biological process: SCF-dependent proteasomal ubiquitin-dependent protein catabolic process. The transcript has 3 exons. Bases 854 to 1990 code for a protein of 378 amino acids.
UAAUUUUACUAUGUUUUGGUUUAUUUCGGCUCAGGUUUAGAUCAUAGGUCGGAUUUCAUCAUUAAACCGUCUAAUUCAAUGGUUGAGGGGAAAUAUGUUAAUAUCUAUAUAUUCGGGAAAAAAAAGGAAUGAAACUUUAUGUUGUUGAACUCCACUAUUCUCUACAGGGCGAUGCUUAUUCACCAUUCUCGUUCAGAAAGAGUCUCCCUUCAGGUUGGCAAAUUCUCAUACUCUCUGGCAUAAUCACUAUCAUCUCAGAGAAAACCAUUCUCGACCAUAAGAACUUCUGGGCAACGUUUCCUCUCCAUUUCGCCAUCGGUUUCCUCUGCUUUUGUCUCUCAGCCAUUGUCAUAUACCGGCGUGAGAGAGUGUUUAUCAAUAGAAUCAUACGUUUCAGGAAUCAUGAUGACUGACAUCAUCAACCAAGAAACUGGUGGUUUAAAUACUGCAAAGUGAAAGCUUUUGAAUUACUGAAUAGGCGUUUUGCUAUCAUCAUCCACUUCUAAUUAUAAACCUUUUUUGCUUUCUAAUCCUGUUUAUAGAAACUUUCCUCUUUGUCAGUAUCUAUAUAGUGAGAGAGUGACAGUUUUUUUCACUGUGCAUUUGAGACCGUUAAGUAAAUUAAAUCUAAACAGUUUUCAAAAGAAUGCUAUCCAAAAAAAAGACCCAAUCUUUAUUGUAGAGAGAGAGAGAGACAAAAGAAAAUAAUAAUAAUAAACCAAAAAUCACAAAUUUUCUCAGUUAUUGCAAGUUUCUCAGACCUUCAAAGUUUCCAUUUUUAUUGCAUAAAUCCGUUAAACCGUUUCAGAAACAAGAGAAAAGAGAAAAACUUUUCUCGCGAAAAUCAAAUGUGAUGUCGUCUACAGGGAAGAAGAAGAAGGAGAGUAGUCCAGUUACGCCAUUGAAGAAGCGGCGAGCUAGCUGGUCUGAGCUUUGGCUCAACCACCACCACUCACUCGAUUACCCUUCAAAGCUCCAACCUUUGACCCCUCCAAUCCCCAAAUCCAAAACCCUAUUCCUCUUACCCGACCUCACCCUCCUCUUACCCGACCUCACUCUCCUCUCCAUCAUCACCAAAGUCCCUUCACCCCACCGAAAGACUCUCUCUUUGGUCUGCAAACGAUGGUCCAGACUCCACGGCUGCCUCGUGCGGUCCCUUAACGUCUCCGAUUGGGAGUUCCUCGCGUCUGGUCGGCUUGUCUGGAGGUUUCCUAAUCUAGACAGCGUUGAUUUAGUUAGCGCGUGUUUUGUCUCCUCAGGUGUUUUAGUUAGAGGGUCUUACCAGAGUCUGAGCUUCUUUGAGGAGAGUCUCUUGUCCGUUGAAACGGUUGAUAGAGGGCUGAGAACGCUCGCAUCCGCCUGCUCCAGUCUCCGGAAGCUCGCGGUGGCGAACGCUAGCGAGCUGGGUUUGUUCAGUGUAGCCGAAGCGUGUUCCACGUUGCAAGAGCUGGAGCUGCACAAGUGUUCAGACACUGUUCUGCUUGGAGUUGGUGCGUUUGAGAAUCUCCAGAUCUUGAGAUUGGUGGUUGGGGACGUGGACGGUUUGAUGUUGGUUUCGGAUAUUGGUCUUAUGAUUCUUGCUCAAGGGUGCAAGAGGCUGGUGAGGCUUGAGCUCGUGGGGUGCGGAGGAGGGUUCAACGGGGUUAAAGAGAUAGGCGAGUGUUGUCAGAUGCUCGAGGAGCUUACUGUUUGUGAUCAUAAGAUGGAGCCGGGCUGGCUAGGGGGGAUUGGGUAUUGUGAGAAUCUCAAGACGCUGAGACUCGUGUCUUGUAAAAAGAUUGAUCUUGGUCUUGGUUUAGGUGAGUGCUUGAGUAGGUCUUGUCCUGCGUUAGAGCGGUUGCACUUGGAGAAGUGUCAGUUAAGAGAUAAGGAUACGGUCAAGGCUUUGUUUAAGGUGUGUGAAGCGGCGAGAGAGAUUGUUUUCAAAGACUGCUGGGGGUUGGAUAAUGAUGUCUUCAGCUUAGGAAUCGCUUUUGGCUUUUGUAUGUAGAAGGAUGCUCGCUGCUAACAACAUCAGGUCUAGAGUCGGUGAUUCUACAGUGGCACGAGCUCGAGCAUCUGAAAGUGGUUUCUUGCAAGAACGUAAAAGAUUCAGAGAUCUCUCCGUUGAUGUCAGCUUUGUUCUCGGACUUGGUAGAGUUGCAGUGGAGACCAGACACCAGAUCGCAUCUCUUUUCAAGCCUUGCAGGUGCUGGUAUUGGGGGAAAAGGCGCAAAGUUUUUCAAGAAAACAUAGAGAAAGAAGUAGUUAUUGUUGUUGUAUUACGAAUAGCUGAAACUAGCUAGUUAGUUCACUACAGUUCUUUUUGAAACUUUAUUUUAGGUUCUUGUUUCUUUCUUUCUUCCUUCCUUGUUGAACAAAGUUGUAGCAGUUUAUAAUCAGAGAUUCAUGAACUCGUAUUUUACCUUCCUUUCCAGUUUCCAGAUGAAAAGAGUUUCCCUUUGUUUGA